Messenger RNA from Colletotrichum destructivum, 1824 nucleotides. RefSeq lists its product as uncharacterized. The record is from RefSeq and is a predicted model, not a curated record. The coding region runs from base 539 to 1213 and encodes 224 amino acids. The transcript is spliced from 3 exons. Lineage: Eukaryota; Fungi; Ascomycota; Sordariomycetes; Glomerellales; Glomerellaceae.
GAACCAGCGCCAGCAGCAGGAUCCUCUCUUCUCUCUUCCCACUCCGUCUACCAAGUUGCGGUUUUCUUUGGAGGGAGAUUUCUGGUCCAUCUUCACCUUCUUCUGCACUGUCGUUCAACCCCACCUUAUUCUCUUCUUCACGACGGCUUCGUCGACUUCUCUCAUUUCUCCCUUUCGAAACUUGUGUGCGCUCGAUCGUCCCCCGCUGGGUGGUGGAGGUUCCGUUUAUAUUUUCUUGCUGGUCGAAGACAGUCCUUACCCUCCGCCUCGACGCAGCGACGCCGACGAACGCACAGCCGAAUCCGUACCGAACAACAACCAAAGACGCCGGUCGUCAACCCACCAUCGUCAUCAUCAAUCUCUAAAUUCAAAAAUCUAAGCACUAUUCAAAACAAAGAGGAGGAGUCUCGGAAGCGGAGGGACGUCUCGAUUCAAGGAGGAAAAGGAAAGAGGGGCAGCCAAGUCUCUCCGAGCGACAUCUUGGUUCUCGGGUCUCUAGGCUGCUCGGUUUUUUUGAGUUUGGAAAACACAAACAGCCAUGGCCAACAAAAUUCUCAUGGCCUUUGUGGCCGCUGAUAUCAUCUUCGUCGUCACCGGCGCCCUUCUCCUAGGCUACGCACUCAUCAACCAGAACCUCGUCAAGGAGGCCCCGACGGAAGGAACUCAGGCCGUCAUGCGUCUGCUGACGGCCCAGUUUCCCUUAACAGCCGGUAUCGCCAACGCCGUCUUCGUCUUCGUUACUUUCCUCAUCACCAUCCCGGGUAUGAUCACGCCCACCCGUGGCUGGCUCAAGAUCUCAGGCUACAUGACCACUUUCUGCGGCCUCUUCAGUCUGGUCCUCGGUGUCUACCUUUGGGUUCUUACUCUCACUACCAAGAACGACUUUGGCAAGACGUGGAGUGUUCAAGACCCUAGCGUCCAGGAACUCAUGCAGACUGCUUUCAAAUGCUGCGGUUACUUUAACAGCACUUCGCCCGCCUUCGUCACCGACGCUCAGUGUCCGAGUCCCGCCGCUGCCGCUCUGCAGCGCGGCUGCGCCACCCCGAUCACGAGCUUUGCCAACGUUUUUGUCGACAACAUCUUCACCGCUGUUUUCGGCAUGGUCGGCAUUGAUGCCCUUCUCGUCGUCUGCACCGCCAUGCUCCUCAAGGACCGUAAGGAGCGCGAACGUUACCGCCACAUUGACGAGAAGGCCGGCUACCGCGGCUUCUAAGUCUCGACCGUUUCGUUUCUCGGGGCAUAUGCCGUCGGCCGCGAGCCGGGGAAACCAAAUUUUCUCGUCUCUCGUUCUGGGAGCAUUUCUUCCUUCGGAAACGGCCCCUUUAUUUUUUCUUGCUGUGUGCCAGUAAGGGAGCGAGCAUAGCACGCACGCCUCCUUUUUUUUCUUGGGAUGGGAAUGAAAUGAAAAAAUCGCCUCACCUCCGCCACGGCCAUUGAUUGGCCUUAAUCUUUCUCCUUAGACAAAGUGGACAGGCAGAAUCAAUAUCUUACCCCCCUUUCUCUCUGCAAACCCGCAGAGCCUUCAUCUUUCCUCCUCGGCGGCCUGGUGUCACCAAGACCUGGCCACCAGUCGGACUAGGGGGCUUAUAACGACCCUUGACGUAUGGAAACGAAAUUUCGGACGGGAUAUUCGAAGCGAAAGUCUUUUUUGUGACGGCCAUACUCUCUCUCUCUCUCUCUUACCCUAGUUAUCACGCUUCUUGAAGCGAACUUACCCCCUUUUCUUGUUUUGUGUGGACAUCAUAUACAGAUUUUAGUAUUGUUUAUCCCUGUUCUGUCAAGAAAGGGGGAACUUGCUCUGGAAACAAAUUUGUUUAACUUUGC